CUAAAUUUCUAACCUAUUUUAAUGACGCUACGUUUCAACUGCGAAAUUUAGCAUUGUAUAAAAUUAGUAAAUUUAUCUGAUCUAGGAAAUUCAACGGUACCUUGCUAAACUAGACCUUUCAAAGCUAUCAAGAUGCUUCCAUUAUCGUUACUGCGGACCGCUCAAAACCAUCCAAUGCUCGUAGAACUUAAAAAUGGCGAGACGUACAACGGGCAUCUGGUUUCUUGCGAUAACUGGAUGAAUAUCAACUUAAGAGAAGUAAUUUGCACAUCACGAGACGGUGACAAGUUCUGGAGGAUGCCAGAGUGCUAUAUUCGCGGUUCUACUAUCAAAUACUUACGUAUUCCUGACGAAGUUAUUGAUAUGGUCAAGGAAGAGACGCAAGUGAAGUCCAGAGGCCUGCGCGAGGUCUCCAAAGGCCGAGGAGGCGGCAACAUGCGCUCAGCUCGCGGCGGCGCCCGCGGGGCCUUCGGAGCGCGUCGCCCCGCCCCGCCACCGACCCGGCAACCGAACCAGCAACCACGACCCAUGAAGAAGAAGUAGAUAAAAUCUAAACUAGUUUUCCAUGUUUCUUAAGUACGGAACAGAUUAGCUCUGACCUGGGGGCCUAGCCAAGAUGACAAUUGCUGAUAGAAAAAUACAUCAAUCAUUGAUAUGUACAGUCAGGAGCAG
Molecule: messenger RNA, 672 nt
Organism: Cydia splendana
Lineage: Eukaryota; Metazoa; Arthropoda; Insecta; Lepidoptera; Tortricidae
Product: U6 snRNA-associated Sm-like protein LSm4
Exons: 2
Coding region: 133-543 (136 amino acids)
Biological process (GO): spliceosomal snRNP assembly; mRNA splicing, via spliceosome; P-body assembly
Cellular component (GO): spliceosomal tri-snRNP complex; U6 snRNP; P-body
Molecular function (GO): U6 snRNA binding
Source: RefSeq, a predicted model, not a curated record